This is a messenger RNA of Colossoma macropomum (tambaqui), 5083 nucleotides long. It is a transcript of the gene palld, whose product is annotated as palladin, cytoskeletal associated protein. Gene Ontology annotation, molecular function: protein kinase activity. The transcript has 22 exons. Lineage: Eukaryota; Metazoa; Chordata; Actinopteri; Characiformes; Serrasalmidae. The record is from RefSeq and is a predicted model, not a curated record. The coding region runs from base 261 to 4631 and encodes 1456 amino acids.
CCGGGCGAGUGGUCAGGACGCAGGACAGAUGGGACAGCAGGCCACUCUGCAGCUACUGCACGGCACCCUGACCGGCUCACUGUAGAGCACUCCAGCCCAGCUACGGAACAAAAAAGAGAGAGAGUAAAAAGAAGAAAGAAAGACAGAGGUACACUGCUGCACUGGUACAAGACGCCCUUUUUACCUCCCUGACACACAUUACUUCAGAGAAGCUGGACUAUUCAGGCUGGGACAGAAGUUUGUGGAAAAGUAUUUAGAGGAUGCAGGACGGGAGCUGGAAUGACACACUCCCCCUCUCUGUGCUACUAAAAGAGGGGCGCCCCCCAGGGGCUGCGUCUCUGGAGGGGGAUGGGGGCGUGUUUUCAGAGGCGUCCUCAGAUGGUGAAGUUUACCUGGACUCCCUAGUGGAGUUUGAGGCAGGGGAUGGGGACUUUCCAGAACUCUCUGCUUUCCUAAGCCAGGACGAGAUUAACCGCAGUCUGGACCUGGCUCGAGAGGCUAUGAGCGAUACAAGUGACCCCUCUGACCUCACUGAACCCCCAGUCCCUGACACCCUCCCCAAAGCACUUGAUCAGGGUCUUUGCUUCCCAUCAUCUUCCAUUAACCCGACCCCACAGCCGCCAACCGCAACAGAGCAUCAGCCUGUCCACCCAGAGACCAAAGGGAUGGUGCUUCCUGUUCCAGUAGCGACAUCAACAUCAAGUUCGGCCGAAGUUGCAUCUGUUAAAGUCACAUCUAGCCAGAGCGUUCAGCUCAGCAGGCCCACUCAGGCUUGCGCAGUUCCUGGAUCUCCAGCCUCACCUGAUAAGUUUGUCUGCCACAAGUCCAUCAUGCCCAUGUACAAGCAAGAGCGCCCACGGCUUGUCCAUGGAGGUCUGGAGGUCAACGAGCGGGCCGCUUCUGCCACCGAAUUCUGCACCCGGGCCGCCACCUUCAUUGAGGAGCUCUCCUCCAUCUUCAAAGGGUCUAGAAGCUUAGAUCGACAAGGAGAAGAGGACUCCUCCUCACCUGACAGCGGUUACCUGUCCCCAAGGAGCCAUCGCUUGGCAGCGCAGCAGGCUCAGUCUUCUUCCUCGUCCUCGUCCUUUUCAUCAGGGCUCCAGCAGGAGGCGGCUCUUAGAGGCCAAGCGGGAACGGAUUCAGGCAUAGCAGGGAGUGAGCAUCAAGCUGGUGGGGUCAGUGUGGAUGGGCCAAUGGCUCCUCCACGGUUCACCCAGAAGCUGAAGAGCCAGGAGGUGGCGGAGGGGAGCCCUAUUCGCCUGGAAUGCAGGGUGAUAGGUAACCCCCAGCCUCUAGUCAGGUGGUUCUGCGAGGGGCGGGAGCUGCACCACUGUCCUGAUAUUCAAAUUUGUCGGGAUGGUGACCUGCACACGUUGGUGAUUGCUGAGGCUUUUGAGGACGACACGGGCAGGUACACCUGCGUAGCCUCCAACGCUCUGGGAGCAGACAACACCUCUGCCGAGGUCUACAUAGAAGGAGCCUCCUCUUCAGACUCAGACGGGGAAGGAUCAGUGCCCAGAUCUAAGUCGGGAGCCAUGCCACAGGUUCAGAAGAAAACAGCCUCAGUGUCCCUGACCAUUCGCUCUUCAUCACCCAAAAGCCCAGAGAAACCGGCCCACCGCUCCACACUGCUCCAGCCCCUGUCUGCUCCUCCACAGAGAGUUCAGAGUCCAGUGUCCUCACAAUAUGCCGGUGAUGGACUUCUAACAGCACCCCCUACCUUCACCAAGUUGUUGCAGGAUGCGCAGGCGUCUGAGGGUCAGGUGGUGGUUCUGGAGUGCAGGGUGAGAGGUAGCCCCCCGGUGCGAGUCCAGUGGUUCCGGCAGGGUCAGGAAAUCCAGGACUCCCCCGACUUUCGCAUCCUGCAGAAAAAGCCGAGGUCUGCAGCAGAACCUGAGGAGAUCUGCACACUGGUCAUAGCAGAAGCUUUCCCUGAAGAUGGAGGCCUGUUCUGCUGCACUGCUACAAACCAGUACGGCUCUGUCAACUGUACCGCUCAGCUCACCGUCACACCAGUGGCCGAGGAGUCGUCUAGCAACGGCGUAUCCGGAGACGACAGUGUGUUUGAGGACAACCAGUCAUUUCCACCCCCUCCUCCACCCACCGAGAUCAGCCUGCUUGAACUCCCACCCAAGACCCCACCCAGCGCUGAGGCCUUCCAGAUCAACGAGCUGGACAUCUGGCCCAGUGUCACAGCGACGCCUGUUCAGGUGGCCACAGGUACCGAGCACCAGCCCAAUGGAACUCUUCCCAGCAGCCAUGCCCCAACCAGGUUGACCAAGGAAAGCCCCCUAUCACCAAUGAAUGUGAAAGAAGCAGCACCCCCAGCAGGAGAAACAGCUCCACCUACAUCUCCAUCUACAGCCAAAGAUGGCCCUCCGAUUCCCACCAAGCCCAAACCCAAACUAAACGCGGAACAGCUGAAGCAGCUCCAUGACCAGGUCCUAUUAGAGCAGCAGGAAGCAGCUAAGUGGCAGCAACAACAGCAGAAGCUUGAGGACGAAGCACCGCCCACUUCUCAGCAGGAGCCUCAGCAGGAGCCCCAAGAAGGCCCGCCCCCAUCUCCGCCUCUUCCCCCUCCCCCCUCUUUCCAGGAGCUGGAGCGCAGCACCAUGCAGACGAGCACGUUCAACUAUGCCCGGCCUAAGCAGUUUAUCGCCGCCCAGAGUCCCAGUAGCGGCGGGCCAUUGGGUUAUUCCACCCAAUCCUCCACCUCCUCCGGCUCCAGCGUGACCUCUCCGCUCUCACCCUCCACGCCCCACAAGCCCUUUAGCCGGGUCUCCCUGCCACCCUUCCAGCCACAGCCUAAAGGGGGCAGUCUGGAGUCGCCUGUCUCUCCAUCAUUUCCGCCCCCUCCACCUCCCUUCUACAGCUCCAGUAACGUCUCCUCCCCUUCCGGCCCAGCCCAGGACUUCCCGCCUCCCCCUCCGCCACCACCACCACCUGUCAGCACCAGCCCCACCCGCUCUGAUAGCUCCUCCCCCUUCACCUCUGUGCCCCCGUCGCCUGCAGGGUUUUUGGUCUCAGUGCUACCAGCCACGCCCUCCACCCCACCAGUCAACGCCCUAGGACUUCCCAAAGGCAAUGGCACAGUUGGGUUCCCACGGAAAACUGGCCGUACCCCACGGAUUGUUUCUGACUCUGAGAUCCAGGGCUCCAAAGAUGCUGUCAUCCAGGACCUGGAGAGGAAGCUACGCUUCAAAGAGGAACGCCUUAGCAACGGCCAGAGGUUAACCUAUGAGGAGAAGAUGGCUCGAAGGCUGCUGGGGGCGGACAACGCCGCCACAGUAUUUAACACGCAGCAGACAGAGGAGGAGCCAGCCACACAGGAAAGCAGCUCAACUGACUCAGAGUCUGUCCCUCAAAAGGAGUACAAGGUGUCAAGCUUUGAGCAGCGCCUGAUCAGCGAGAUUGAGUUCCGACUGGAGCGUUCUCCAGUGGAGGAGAGUGAUGAUGAUGUUCAGCAUGAUGAAGACGCUCCAGGAGAGUGUGUGGCUCCAUUCUUCGACCAGAAACUCAAGCACUACAAAGUGUUCGAGGGCAUGCCAGUCACCUUCAGCUGCAAGGUCAUCGGAGACCCUAAGCCAAAGGUGUACUGGUUUAAGGAUGGUAAGCAGAUUUCGAAGCGGAGCGAGCACUACCGCAUCAGUCGAGAUCCAGACGGAACGUGCUCUCUACAUACAGCCGCCGCCUCAUUGGAUGACGACGGCAACUACACCAUCAUGGCUGGCAAUCCUGCGGGGAGGGUGAGCUGCACUGGUAGAAUGAUGGUGCAGGCAGUGAACCAGAGGGGUCGGAGCCAGCGUUCCACACCUGGCCAUAUCCGCAGACCCCGCUCCAGGUCCAGGGACAGUGGGGAGGAGAACGAGAACAUUCAGGAGCGUCACUUCCGCCCCCACUUUUUGCAGGCCCCUGGUGACCUCAUUGUGCAGGAAGGCAAGCUCUGCCGCAUGGACUGCAAGGUAAGCGGUCUGCCUACUCCUGAUCUGAUCUGGCAGCUGAAUGGUCAGACCAUCCGCCCAGACUCUGCCCACAAGAUGCUAGUAAGAGAGAAUGGAAUCCACUCAUUGGUCAUUGAGCCGGUCACCAGCAGAGACGCAGGAGUGUAUACAUGCAUCGCCAGCAACAGGGCCGGACAGAACUCCUUCAGCCUGGAGCUGAUUGUAGCUGCUAAAGAGAUGCACAAAGCUCCCACCUUCAUCGAGAAGCUCCAGAACACGGGCGUGGCCGAGGGUUACCCUGUGCGUUUGGAAUGCCGUGUGAUUGGAGUCCCGUUCCCUCAGAUUUUCUGGAAGAAAGAGAACGAGUCCUUCACUCACAACACAGACAGAAUAAGUAUGCACCAGGACAACUUUGGAUACCUGUGCAUGAUCAUCCAGCCAGCUUUGAAGGAGGAUGCAGGCUGGUACACGGUCUCAGCCAAGAACGAAGCCGGCAUCGUCUCUAGCACAGCACGACUCGAUGUACACACCCAGUGGCAGCAGCCAAACAACCCUAAGCCGAAGAAGGUGCGUCCGUCGACCAGCCGCUACGCUGCCCUGACGGAGCGGGGUCUGGACGUGAAGGCGGCCUUCUUCCCCGACUCCAGCCCCCUUCCCCCCGGCACCCUGGUGGAGAGCGACGACCUGUAGACGCGGCCUCAGGCCUAAUCCAUGAACCCUGACCUUUUGACCCUAGUGCCACUGUCCCCAACUCAACACCACCACCCCCUAUACCAGAGGAACCUAAGUCUGUUGGAAGAUCAGCCGAAGAAGAAAAGCCUAUUAAUAAAUUGAUUUGGAAGCUCCUAUUUUACUCCACAGGAGAAGAAAACCACGUCUUCUUUGCUUUUUUUUUUAUUUUAUUUUAUUUUUUUUGUGUUUCCUGAUGGGCAGUGGGGGAGUGUGAUGGGUGCUGCAUUGAAGUCAACAUCCUGCUUCUUAAUUGACUUCUGGGGCUUUUCUCAGUCUGCACACUUACACAAUCAGUUCAAGCUGAUUUGAGGGAGGAGGUACUGUACCCAUGAUCACCUUGUUCUGCCAUCGCUGGAUUAUUUCACAAGUGCCUGAGAGAUGAUUAACCAUAUCAGAAUGCUUAAGCAAAA